AUGCCAACAAAAAGAGAAUCUGACGACAUUGCCCAGCUUGUCAUCGACAAGCUCGAGAAAAGUAGUCAACUAAAAAAGUUUGUAAAAGAUGCGGUUACAGAGGCAAUGUCUGCAAUCAUCACCCGGCUAGAGAUGCAGGAGGGCCGGAUCAUGGAUCUUGAGGGGAGGAUAAAGGCCCAGGAGUCAGAGAUUCAACUACAUAAGGAGGCAGAAAAGAAAUCCGUGGAAAAAAUGGCAGUCUUGGAGCAAAGAAUUGAUGACCUGGAGCAAAAAUCCAGGUCACGCAACAUCAGGAUCCAAGGAGUUCCAGAGGUGAAAGAUGAGGAUCCAGAGGAGGCUGUCCUUGACGUUGGCAGGAGGAUGGGGGUCAACUUGAGUUCAUCCGACUUUGUCCGAUGUCAUCGACUGGGUCCUCCAGUAGACAAAGGAGCAAGGAGAAGUUCUCCUCGUCAACUGCUAGUGGAGUUUUCCAGCCUCCGCACCCGAGCUCACGUUUAUGGUACCGGAACAUGCGCCGAUAUUCCCCAGGAUGUCUGUCCUUAUGGAGUUUCUGAUUAUACCGGUGAAUGGGUGAAAUAUGUUCCCAAGUACCUAACACGUGAUCAUCCCGAGUACGACGUCAGAACACCACCGGAAGCACGUGACAAGGUUAACUUGUACUGCGCCCAUCCAGCUUGUUACUCCAAUCCGUGUCUUCAUGGAGGAAGCUGCGUGGAAGAACUUGACGGGUUCAGUUGCUCCUGUCCUGGGAUCUAUUCCGGAAUUCAGUGUGAACAACAUGCAUGUGACUCCAAUCCUUGUCUUCAUGGAGGGACCUGUGUGGAGGAGCUUGGUGGGUAUAAUUGUUCCUGUCAUGGAGGCUAUGUGGGAAUUCACUGUGAGAAGCCUGUUUGUCCAGACGAAUGGGUGUAUGGAGGAACGAAGUGUUUUCUGGAAGUGGCUGGCCGAGAAUCCAACUGGACUAGUGCGCGUGACUAUUGUAACGAUCUGGACGAGGUUGUACUCGGAAACGGAAACAGAGUUGGACCAUCUCUACUCCUCAUAGAGAGCGAGGAAGAGUAUGAUCUUCUCAAACUCGGCAUAUCCGACCAUUGGUUCCACUGGUUGAACUGCCAGGUUGUUGACAGAAAUAUUACUUGCUUCACAGACAGAGCGGGAAAUACAAGUGACUACCGACAUUGGUCUAAUGAUCCAAGCUCAUACGAGAGUACCGACUGCGUGGGUGUGAACAUUUGGAGUGGCUAUUGGAUUACAUAUAGCUGUUCGUAUACGUACUUUUUAACCGCUUGUCAAGUGAAUGUAUUUGCCUAAAUAAAUACACCGACAUAAAAUGCACUAAAUACCCUUCUUUAGCAUGUUUAGUAGAAGAGAGUGAAAAAAUAUACAAGAGUUUCUUUGGCACAAGUUUUCGCUAAUUUUUGAGAUUACACAACGUGCACAUCUCAAGCUUCAGUGAACCCUAAUCUCCACACAUUGUAUUUUCCCAUAUGUUUGAAGUUAUUACUAUGUUUCUUCUGCAUUCAAUUAAAUCAUUAAUUUGUGGGUAUUCUUGAUCAAUUUUGACACGAUCAUUUUUUAAGCUUGGAAUGUUUCUUUUUCAAACUAAAGAAUUACUUCUGAGUUCUCAAGGUAUUUUAUAUUCCCAUAUCAUAACUGUUUAAAUCAGAACAAUAUUUUACCAAUUUGAUUAAAAUAGUGACAUUGUUGCGAUUAAGGAAAUUCAAAUUUUCUUGUAAUGCUUUAAUGUGGCACCUUGCAUGGCCAGGUUGCCCUUAUGUCAAUUAUGUUAUAUUAUCAAUAUCAAUUGAGUAUGUUAUCAUAUUUUCAUUACUAUAUAUCAUAGAUCUGUCUACCUUAAAGCACACACAAUCUGAGUCAGUCACUGCAGUAUGGUUCACGAUCAUACUGUGAUAAACUGGAAGACGUUUUCACACUCCUUGCGCAAUUAAAAACUCAAACUCAUAUUUUAGCUCGGACAUCGAGCUUUUAUCAUUUUUUUUCAUUUACAAAUUUAAGUGAUCUGUAAAAUGUCCGUUUUAUGGUCUACAUAUCAGCAUUUUAAGCUCGCGCUGCGUGGUCACAUUGAUCACAUUAGCUAAGUUCAUAUUGUCUCCGUGUAUUCCAUAAUGUUUUUUCAAUUAAACAAAUGUAUUCAGAAUGCCCAGAUUCUAAGGUCUAAAUCUAAAACA
Molecule: messenger RNA, 2189 nt
Organism: Lytechinus variegatus (green sea urchin)
Lineage: Eukaryota; Metazoa; Echinodermata; Echinoidea; Temnopleuroida; Toxopneustidae
Exons: 6
Coding region: 1-1311 (436 amino acids)
Biological process (GO): Notch signaling pathway
Molecular function (GO): calcium ion binding; Notch binding
Source: RefSeq, a predicted model, not a curated record